AUGGAAAACUUCAUUCGAGUAAACACAAUCUAUCAUUUUGGCAUUCCUAGUUAUAUCAUAACAGAUAAUGGCAAGCCGUUCUCCAACAAAUUGAUGACUAAGAUUUGCGAGCUUUUUGGCUUCAAGCAACGAAACUCGUCUAUGUAUUAUGCUGCUGCAAAUGGACUAGCUGAAGCAUUUAACAAGACCUUGUGCAACUUGUUAAAGAAGAUCAUCUCCAAGUCUAAAAGAGAUUGUCACGAUAUAAUGGAAGAAACUCUUUGGGCAUACCGAACGACUCAUCCCACACCGACUCAAGCAACUCCUUAUUCUCUUGCUUACGGAGCUGAAACGGUCCUUCUACUUGAACGCCAAAUACCUUCAUUGCGGCUCGCUAUACAAGAAGGGCUCACUGAAGAAGAAAAUGCUCAUCUACGCCUUGAAAAGUUAGAGGCCCUUGAUGAGAAAAGGCUGGAAGCUCACCAAAUCCUUGAAUGUUAUCAAGCUCGUCUUUCCCGUGCUUUCAAUAAAAAGGUUCGCCUGAGGUCCUUCCAAGUUGGUGAUCAAGUCCUGGCGGUAAGAAGACCUAUUAUCAUAUCUCAUAAAUCUGGAAGCAAGUUCACUUCAAAGUGGGAUAGGCCAUAUGUUGUCCAAGAAGCCUAUACAAGUGGUGCUUACAAGCUUAUAGAUGUAGAUGGCUUGCGGAUCGGUCCCAUCAACGGAAAAUUCUUGAAGAUGUACUAUCCUUGA
This is a messenger RNA of Lycium barbarum (goji berry), 729 nucleotides long. RefSeq lists its product as uncharacterized. Lineage: Eukaryota; Viridiplantae; Streptophyta; Magnoliopsida; Solanales; Solanaceae. The coding region runs from base 1 to 729 and encodes 242 amino acids. Gene Ontology annotation, molecular function: nucleic acid binding. The transcript has a single exon. Gene Ontology annotation, biological process: DNA integration. The record is from RefSeq and is a predicted model, not a curated record.